Bacidia gigantensis is the source of this 1551-nucleotide messenger RNA. RefSeq lists its product as uncharacterized. Lineage: Eukaryota; Fungi; Ascomycota; Lecanoromycetes; Lecanorales; Ramalinaceae. Bases 1 to 1551 code for a protein of 516 amino acids. The record is from RefSeq and is a predicted model, not a curated record. The transcript has 3 exons.
AUGGCUGAAGCUCUACCUGCAGUGGCUACUGCGCCGCGAGCUCCUCAGCAGCAGCCAGCGCCACAGUUGUCUUUCCUGCAACGCAUAGCAGCGAAGAGGGACCUGCUGAGGCCGCAACAACUGGAGUCAGAGGAGGAGACUCAACCGAAGAGAAAGCGAGACUCUGAGAGCGAAAUUGGGAAGAAGCAGUAUCUACGAUGUCACGUCGCAAUCUUCAAAGAUGAAAAUUUGGUGCGCAGAGCAGGUGAUGUCAAGGCGCCAACACCAGGCGUGGGCCUCAAAGUCUGUCCGGACCCGGGUCGACAUGGCGAACCAUGCCUAACUCUGAACUUCGGAGCCAAAAAUACUCCAGAAGAAAUUCAGGAAAAUGAUCGUCCCGUGACAAGUCUCGCUUUCAAAUGGGAGCCGUCCACCCGGAUCAACGGCGAGUACGCUCUUGACCAAUUCGAAUUGUUUACGCACGCGGAUAGACCGGAUGAGUUUGAUGAGAUCGUCCAAAAGCAAGCAAUGGCCGGCGUUUCCGCUGAAAAUGCGAGCAUGGCAUUUCUCUGCUGUGCCAAGUUCAGGACUCAUUAUUAUCCACUCUGCAGCGUCAUCGACCCUGUCUGGGAUGACUGGUACGAGAACAAGAGGCUUACUGACGAGGCCUCUAAACAGAUUACCAACAUGGCAAGGGUGCUAACAGCGGUUUCACAGCAAGGGGUCAAGAACACCUUCACGAUCGAGAUCAACGGCUCUGACGUCGCAGUCUUCUUUCAUGCGAAAGAAGACCCACGAAAACUUAUUCCGACCUUGCCAGCAAGUUACUUGAAAGGUAGCUAUACAGACUUCUGGCGAGUCCAUAUUCGUUGUCUUACGACAACGAAGACGAGCGACCUUAACUUGCAACCAGGAUCCGGCGUGGUAACCCCACGUUCUGCGGAUGAGCUGGUGAAAACUGGAUGCGAUUUUGCAGGAACGUUGUGGAAACCACAUCGGGAAAAGCCACCUCUAGAUUCUCAGGUGCAUCGGGAGCUCGUGUGCUUGCCGAGCAGUUCCCUUCCAACGGGACGGAUCUCAGUAUCCCCCGAUCUCAAGCAGCACGAGGCUGAAGAGAAUGCUGUUCACAAGCUCCUCACUUCGGAUCAGCCAUUACUAACCGCGAUAAAAGAGAACAUCGUCGGUAAGCAGCUACGACAGGCGCCAGUCAUUAAUAAUCUCCUUGCAGAAUCAUCGAAGCAACAGGAAGUAGCAGUGUUUCCUCCUCUCAUCGUUCAUCAUACUCCUCAACAGCUCGAUCGGGACUCAAGAGCAGUGACAGCUCAAACGAAAGCUGCAGAAUCGUCGGCGGAAAGUGCGAGGUUGGAGCGUGCUCAUCUGGAGCAACAAGAAAGGAGCAGGGAACAGGCAGACGAUCAGAUUGCAGCGUUGCGCAUACAGAUGGAGUUUGAUAUUCAAAUGGCUAAGGAGAAAAAGGAGGAGGACUUAUGCGUACUGGAUGCUCGGUUGAAAGUCUUUCGAGAUCAUUCACAGCUCCAUCGUGUGAGAAAUGAAUAUGUGAGGAACAGCUAA